CUCACACUCUGAAAGUGAAGCGAGAAAUCGAAGAUCGAAGAGCUCAAGCUCUUCUCGGUGGAGGUGAGAAGCGGAUCGCGGCUCAGCACAAACGUGGAAAGCUCUCAGCUCGAGAGAGAAUCCGUCUCCUCGUGGAUGCUGGGUCUUUCACCGAAUACGAUCAAUUCAUGGAGCACACUUGCUCAGACUUCGAGAUGGAAAAACAGAAAUUCGCCGGUGACUCCGUGGUGACGGGACACGGCGAGAUCCAUGGCAGGAAAGUGUUCGUUUUCUCGCAGGACUUCACGGUGUUCGGUGGAUCGCUCAGUUCUGUCCAUGCGAAAAAGGUCUGCAAGAUCAUGGACCAAGCAAUGCUGGUGGGCGCUCCGGUGAUCGGACUCAAUGAUUCCGGUGGGGCUCGGAUCCAAGAAGGGGUCGAAUCGCUCGCGGGCUACGCCGACAUUUUCCUACGGAACGUGACAGCGUCCGGCGUCAUUCCCCAAAUCUCGGUGAUCAUGGGACCCUGUGCGGGCGGCGCUGUUUAUUCGCCGGCGAUGACGGAUUUGGUGUUCAUGGUUAAAGACACCUCGUACCUUUUCAUCACGGGACCCGACGUGGUCAAAGCCGUUACGAACGAGGACGUGACGCAAGAGCAGCUCGGUGGUUCGAAGACACACACGCACACUUCAGGGGUCGCUCACGGAGCAUUCGAAAACGACGUCGAUGCACUGAUUCAACUCCGAAGACUCUACGAUUUCCUCCCGCUGAAUAACAGAGAAGGAUCUCCUCGACGCCAGUGCAGCGAUCCGUGGGACCGCCCCGCUUACUCUUUGGAUUCUGUGGUUCCGCUGGAGUCGACCAAAGCCUAUAACAUGAUCGACGUGGUCCUGGAUCUCGUGGACGACCGAGACUUCUUCGAAAUCAUGCCGAACUACGCCAAGAAUCUCGUCUGUGGCUUCGCUCGCAUGAACGGUGAAACGGUCGGCAUCGUGGGCAACAAUCCCAAGUACGCUGCGGGUUGUCUGGACAUCAACUCGUCCGUCAAGGGUGCGAGGUUCGUCCGUUUCUGCGAUGCCUUCAAUAUCCCCAUCGUGACGUUGGUUGACGUGCCGGGAUUCCUACCGGGAACCUCUCAGGAAUACAACGGUAUCAUUCGCCACGGAGCUAAGCUUUUGUACGCCUACGCGGAGGCCACCGCCCCCAAAGUGACAAUCAUCACGCGAAAAGCGUAUGGAGGAGCCUAUGACGUUAUGUCGUCGAAACAUCUCAGGGGUGAUGUGAACUACGCGUGGCCCACGGCCGAGGUGGCAGUCAUGGGCGCCAAGGGCGCGGUGUCGAUCCUCUACCGAGGUUCAGACAAUGUUGCUAGAUACGAGCAGGAGUACAUCGACAAAUUCACUAAUCCCUUCUCGGCAGCGGUGAGAGGCUUUGUCGACGAUAUAAUUGAGCCGCACUCUACUCGGAUGCGCAUCUGUCGGGACCUGAAUAUGUUGAGGGACAAGAAGUUGAGCAAUCCACCUAAGAAACACGGAAACAUUCCUCUCUAGUUCCACCGCCGCCACGCGCGAGAUAUACUCACUUAUAAUACAAACUAAUCAAAAGAUGAGGAUGAUUGUCUGGACAUUAUCUCACAAUCAUAGCAGACAAGAUCGAGAUGCACAACGCUGUCGACCGAGGGGUUUUACUCGGAAUGUUUUGAGCGCUGAAUGAGUGUUACUUAUCGAGAGAGGACUGUGAUGGGAGCGUAUGCGGUAUCGAUGAUUUUUUGACUUAUUCGAGGAAUACUUGCGAGAGCGCUAGUCCGGUCACUCGGCAAGGCUUUUACGAAGAAUUUUCACCCAGCUGAGUUCAUUUAGAAUACACGAGGAAGCCGCGGGUGCGAAAGCGGCGCG
Messenger RNA from Galendromus occidentalis (western predatory mite), 1871 nucleotides. Its product is annotated as propionyl-CoA carboxylase beta chain, mitochondrial. Gene Ontology annotation, cellular component: mitochondrion; acetyl-CoA carboxylase complex. Bases 168 to 1526 code for a protein of 452 amino acids. The transcript has 2 exons. Gene Ontology annotation, biological process: fatty acid biosynthetic process. NCBI's taxonomy places the organism in Eukaryota, Metazoa, Arthropoda, Arachnida, Mesostigmata, Phytoseiidae. Gene Ontology annotation, molecular function: acetyl-CoA carboxylase activity; propionyl-CoA carboxylase activity. The record is from RefSeq and is a predicted model, not a curated record.